UGCUCUUCCUGUUGCUUCCUUAAAUAUUUCGGAGAGUUUUGAGGGUCAUCUGUUGCCGGUAAAGGCAAUGGAAGUCAGCGGCCAACUUUGCAUCCGGCGCUGGUCGACGAGGCACGUAGCCAAAUGGCUGAAGGAUGAAGGGUUUUGCGAAUAUGUGGACGUUUUGUGCGACAAGCACAGGCUGGACGGGAUCACGUUACUGACCCUGACCGAAUAUGACUUGCGGUCUCCUCCCCUGGAAAUCAAAAUUCUGGGCGACAUCAAGAGACUCAUGCUCUCCAUACGCAAACUGCAGAAGCACCACAUGGAAGUUCUGGAAGAGUUGGGAUACAGCAGCGAAGCCCCCCUGGGCUCUCUCUCGCCCGCCGCCUCCCCUCUCCAGGGAACGGACUGGUUCUGCAAUGGCGAAGCGCAGCGGGACUGCGACGACUGCGAGCCCGUGGUCGACCUGAGUGCUGAGCCGUACCAGUACGCCAACGGGAAGAACAAGCACCCUCCGCGGAGGCUGGACCCCGAGUACUGGAAGACGGCCCUGGGUUGCAUCUACGUCUUCAUCGUGUUCGGCUUCACGUCGUUCGUCAUGGUCAUCGUUCACGAGCGCGUGCCGGACAUGCAGACGUAUCCGCCGCUGCCGGACAUAUUCCUAGACAGUGUUCCAAGGAUCCCUUGGGCUUUUGCCAUGACCGAAGUGUGCGGGGUGAUUCUCUGCUACAUCUGGUUGCUUGUCCUCCUCCUUCACAGACACAGGUCUAUCCUUCUGCGGCGAAUGUGCAGCCUUAUGGGUACCGUAUUUCUGUUGCGUUGCAUUACAAUGUUUGUCACCUCUCUGUCGGUACCAGGCCAACACCUGCAAUGUUCUGGAAAGCUGUACGGCAACGUGUGGGCGAAACUUCAGCGAGCCUUUGCGAUUUGGAGUGGGUUUGGCAUGACACUGACCGGAGUGCAUACCUGUGGGGAUUACAUGUUCAGCGGUCAUACCGUUGUCUUGACGAUGCUGAACUUCUUUGUCACAGAAUAUACCCCAAGAAGCUGGAACUUCUUGCACACCCUGUCCUGGGUGCUGAACCUCUUUGGGAUCUUCUUCAUCCUGGCCGCUCACGAACACUACUCCAUCGACGUCUUCAUCGCCUUCUACAUCACCACCAGACUCUUUUUGUACUACCACACCUUGGCGAACACGCGGGCCUAUCAGCAGAGCCGGAGGGCCCGGAUCUGGUUUCCAAUGUUUUCGUUUUUUGAGUGCAACGUCAACGGUACUGUUCCCAACGAGUACUGCUGGCCCUUUGCGAGGCCGACUCUGCUGAAAAGAUUGAUUGGAUAAAGAGGAGUGGGCUUCGCUCACGCUGGCCUGAAGUGGUUUGUGACUGGCUUGCUACAAGAACGGCUGGGGAAAGAAAGGAAGAAGGGGAUUCCUCUGGCCCCCGUGACCGUCCUGUACCCCCCCGGCCCGAGGUGUUUCCCACCAGGCCAAGAGAGGCCGUUUGUUGCUUAACAUGCCGUGGGAGUGGUUACCCAGAAUGAGGCUCUGUAUUAAAUACAUUUAACAUUUAGGUUGCUACUAACUCAACUUGUUUGUUGUAGGCCUCCUACUGAAGGUAAAGGAAUGGCCUCGGAUCCAGAUUAUCCUCAAGUACUACCUAGUUAGGGUUUGGUUUGGUUUCUUUAAGCGGACUAGCUAAUGCAAGUGUCAUAGUUCUACAGUGUUCGCUGAAAAGGAGAGUGAAGGUAUGUUUUGGGAGGUGGGGGGGGGGAGAGAACUUGGCACCUUCAGAAAGAGGGGGUCUUUCUCCCACAGAUCGGAGCAGGACGAGACGUGUCCGUUGCAGGAGGGGCAUGUGAGAGAAGUGAUGUCACACACACACACGCCCUGGCGCUUAGUACCACAAAGGGGACAAUGAGGUGGGCGUAACUGGUUAGGGGGAAAUGAUUUUAUAGCGUCCUGAUGCCCAGCGGUUUCCUUGUUUACAUUUCAGUAACUCUGUUAGAAAUAAAUGUUUUAUCUUUUGACGAUGAGGUUGACUUCGUCUUAGUGCCACAUACUCUUCCUUUGUGAGGCAGUAUGAAACCCGCCGCGGCCUAUGCCGGCUUUGAAAACGACGCUGCUAGCAGACUAGAGCAACGCUGACUGAUAGAAUAGUGGGUCAAGAGAAGAGCAGGUUUUUAACUUUGUUUUCGGGCGGAGGUGUUAGACGUCACUGACUUUUGGCAGUAGAGC
Gekko japonicus is the source of this 2215-nucleotide messenger RNA. RefSeq names its product sterile alpha motif domain containing 8 (gene SAMD8). The record is from RefSeq and is a predicted model, not a curated record. Gene Ontology annotation, biological process: ceramide biosynthetic process. The coding region runs from base 68 to 1321 and encodes 417 amino acids. NCBI's taxonomy places the organism in Eukaryota, Metazoa, Chordata, Lepidosauria, Squamata, Gekkonidae. Gene Ontology annotation, cellular component: Golgi membrane; endoplasmic reticulum membrane. The transcript is spliced from 6 exons. Gene Ontology annotation, molecular function: sphingomyelin synthase activity; protein binding; ceramide cholinephosphotransferase activity.